This is a messenger RNA of Frankliniella occidentalis (western flower thrips), 3781 nucleotides long. Its product is annotated as myb-like protein V. The record is from RefSeq and is a predicted model, not a curated record. Lineage: Eukaryota; Metazoa; Arthropoda; Insecta; Thysanoptera; Thripidae. Bases 236 to 3169 code for a protein of 977 amino acids. Gene Ontology annotation, cellular component: nucleus. The transcript is spliced from 6 exons. Gene Ontology annotation, molecular function: zinc ion binding.
AGUGUGUUAGCGGACGGCCGGGCGCACGGACGGCACGCACGAACCGCACGAAGCAGCACGAAGUGGUCCUUGCGUCGCCAUUCCGCGCCAGAAUUGGGAAAUCUGUGCAUGACUUAGCCCGAGUUAUUUUAGUUGUUUCCUUUAUAUUCAUUUACCGCUGAAAAAUCCGGCUUUGGCGAAGUAGUGGUGCAAUGAACCUCCGCUAGUGUUCAAUUCUUGUGUGGUUUGAACAAAGAUGGACUUUUCGAAGGUGUGUCGCGUAUGCGCUGAGACAGGAGUUUUGUUAGAACUUUUUGGCUCUAAAACCCAAACAGUAUCUUAUGCAGAGGAUGUCAACAAAUGCCUUUCUCUUGAGACGUCCAAAGGGGAUGGUCUACCUUCACACAUAUGUGUCAGUUGCGUAGGCGCUAUAAAUGAAUGCUUACGUUUUGUUAAUAAAUUGAAAAGCCUGAGUGGUGACAAACAAAGCCAUCGGCGCAGAGGGUCAACAGACUCUAGUAAGUCCAAAUGCUGUUACUUCUGUGAAAGCACCGAGAACCAUCUAUUCCCCUUAUCAGAGGCAUCUGUCAACAAAACCAACGACUGCUUUAGCGUGAAAGUUUCGGACAAGGAAACAAUAUGCUAUCGGUGUCAGUUUUGCUUAGACACAGUACAUGAUUUGAAAUUGAAAGCAUGUACAUCCUUAAAGAAAUUUUACAGUAAUUCGUUCUCUGUCAAAGAGGUUGAGAAAACCUCCAACAAAAAAACUGAAAGUGUUGGUGAAAUAGUAAAAACAUUAAAAAAUAAAUUUAAUGUGGAUAAAAAUUCAAUGCUACCUAAAGUAGUCAAAGUCACUGUGGUCGAUUUUGCUGUUGUAAUAGGAUCAGAUAUUUUGGCCAAAGGUUCAAUUAAUGUCAAUGAAUUUAUGCAACUAUUCCAACCUUCAUCACUCAAAAACGGAGACAUAUCUUCUAGUGCAAAGAAAAAGGCUCGACAAUCUUCUCUUAAACAAGAAACCAAGCAGGAAGUCUCUGACUCAGAUACGUUUAAACCUCCAGGGCCAAAAAGCGCCCGUCCAGGUCCCAAACGGCAUCAAAAAGUUACUUUUGAUAUCAAGUCAAGCAGUCUCCCCAAGGAUUUUGGUGACUCUGAGGUGUCAACAUCCACACCUAAUGUACCCUCUAAAAAAAAGAGAUCACGCAUGGUUAGUGAUUCUGAUGAUGAAAAGCCAUCUAAGAAAACUUGCUUACCCAGUGAGUCUCCAAACUCCCCAUCAUCAACAACAAGUUUAAAGACUGACAGUCCCAGACAAACCAGAAGGAACUCCAUCUCACCAGAAAAGGAUGAUAGAGUUGAAGAAAAUAUUAGCAUUUCAAAAGAUGAAACUAUCCCAGAGACAGUCAAGCCUCCAACUAAGAAGAAUUCCCCUAGACCCAAAUCCAAGAAGACAACUAAAAAAGAAUCUUCAUCUUCUAUGGAGAAAUUGGAUCAGAUAGAUAGUCCAGUACAAAACGAUACUUCUCAAGAAAACGUAUCAGAAAAUUCACAAGCGGAAGAAAGUGAAAAAUCAAGUAAGAGGAAAAGAGCCAGGAAAAAUGAUGGAAACUACUCCAAAUUUUUUGGAGAAGAUUCUCCAUCUCCCCCGGCUAAAAUUCAGAGGAAACGCAGAGACAGUGAGGAAAAAGAUUUCUUUAGUUCUAAAGGAAAGAAGAAGCAAUGGAAAUCAUCUGUGAGUGAUGGUAGUGAGGUAGAUGACCCCAGUAGUUCAAUGAAUGAAAGUCAAGUUGUUGAACAGCCUGAUUUCUUGAAAGAACUUGAUGAUUUGUUAAGAAAUACCCCGAAGUCGACUUUUAGACCUUUUAUAUGUUCUGUUUGCCGCGAGGGUUACGUCAGCACUGUGAAAGGAAUGUUGCACAAACUAGUAGUUCAUGACCCACACUCCAAUUUGCUACUGAAGUUGACUCGGUGUGAUGAUGAUGGAGAAAUGGAGAAAUUAAAAGAAAUUAUUUUCUUUAGAUUUGGUAGUACUGCUGCAGCUGAAACUUCAGAUGUUCAAAGUAAUGUGGCACUGAACAAUGAUGAUGGUGCUGUAUCCGAUGAUGAUCUGUUCCCUGACAUUCAAGCAAAAUCUGCAAAGAAAGCAGUUUCCAAGGAUUUAUUUGAAGAUCUUGUCAGCAGCACUAGUUACCACAACAUCUCUGAAACCCCAGCUGAAGAACCUCAAACAACAUCUAAAGAACCUGAAACAGCCACUGCAGAUCCUAAAGGAACAGUUGAUAAACCAGAAAGCACAGCUUCAGAACAUGAAGAUGUUGCCAGUUGUGAAGAAACAAUGGAGACUUCAUAUGAAAAAGGAGCAGAUGAAGAUAAGUCGAAGAGUGAAAACAAGGGUUAUUUGACAUCUGAAACUGUGGAAGAUGAUCACACUGAGAAGACAGAGGAAGAUAAGCGAAAAGAUGAUUCUGUGGAGAAUGAGAAUGAUGUUAUUCAAAAUAAAGAAGAUGGAACAGAUUUUGAAAAUUGUGAAAAUGGUGAGAACUCUUUUGAUAAUUUGGACCCUAGCAACAAAACUCAAGAGGAGCAGUCAACAGAUGAAAAAGAGAAGGGCAAGGUCCCAGAAGAUGCUGCAAGUAUUGAGGACCAGUCUAGGAAUCAAGAUGAAAUGUUAAAGGUGAAUGAAGAUAAAGAGGACCCAAGUGGUGUUCCGGAGGAGGCAGAGUCGGAGAAAGAGGAAGAAAGUGAGUCUACAGAGAAGGACAUUGUAGAAAGUGAAAGUAAAUUACCAGACAACGAUGAAGAGCCUAAUGUUUGUGAAAGCGAUGUUAAAGAAAAGGCUUCCGUUGAAUCUGAUAGUGAAAUUGAGAGUGCUAAGGUGUCUGAGGAUUCUGACUCGACAAACAAUCAUGCGGGGAAAGGUAUCUCUGAAAUUCAAGACGAUGGUUUGAGUUCUGAGAAAACUGAUAACAGUCCUCAAUGUGAGGAUUCUGAUGUAAAUAAGGAUAUCAUUGAGGAUGGUGAGUCUGUUAACCAAAAACAUGUUGAAGAAUCUGAAAAUAGCAAAGGCAAUUUGGAGGAUGAAUGCUUAGUGCAAGAUGAACAUAAAAGUCAGUCAGAAACUGAAAAAGAGGAAAGAGAUGAGAGAGCACCUGAAGAAGCUCGUUGUGAAGGAAUAUUGGUUGGUGUUAAUUAAAGUGCAGCAUUGUAACUUGUUAUGCUUGUUGAUGAAACACAUCCUUGAUCUUUUUUAUGUUGUGUAUCUUUUGUUAUUCAUUUUAUUUUUGCUUUGACACUUGAAUCUUUUUUAAAAAAAGUAACACAUUUUAAAGUUGAUUAGUCAGUUUUCUUUAUUUGUUAAUCCUUCAAUGAAUUCUGGAGACAAAAUUUAUUUACCUGGUAAAUUCAUUUUUAAAGUUUGUAACUUAAAGUUGAAGUUAAAGCAAGUAACUGGCACUUUUCUAUCACGAAUUGUCUUUAUGUAUGAGUCUUGAUGUACGUUAUGUCAGCAAUUAUACCUUAUAGCAUAUGAAAUUGAUGAUUUUUACCUAUUCAGUUGUAGCUUCCUCUAGUGCGUCCAAAGACUGAUUGAGGUCUAAACUAUGGGUGGCAAAUAGGUACUCUUGCUUGUAAAUUGUUACGUAUUUUUUAAUUUGUUGUUAGUGAUUGAUCACAUAUUAAUUAUAUUUGUGUACACACAUCUGUACUUUUUGUAUGCUGAUGCUGAUGGUAGACUCCCAACAUGAAUACAAAGUUAGAUCUAGUGCAUAGCAAGUGCAGUAUUAAAUAAUUUUCUGGCACAAGCUAA